Lecanosticta acicola is the source of this 3653-nucleotide messenger RNA. Lineage: Eukaryota; Fungi; Ascomycota; Dothideomycetes; Mycosphaerellales; Mycosphaerellaceae. The record is from the annotation of a GenBank genome assembly.
AUGGCAGCUCCCCCAUCUUCGCGAGGUGGCAGCCAGACGCGCAGAGUGCCCACCAUGCGACCGAACGUCGGGCGACCAGCCCCAAACAGAGCGCAAACCGCAACACCUACCCUCACCGGCAGAGUCUCACCCGCAGAGAGCGUGGCAUCGUCGAAAAAUAGGACGCCGAAGAGAAAAGCCCCGCAAGAGAUGGUAGAGGCUCUGACCGAAGAGACCAAUAUCAACGUCGUCGUACGAUGUCGUGGACGGAGCGAUCGCGAAGUCAAGGAAAACUCGGGUGUUGUCGUCUCGACGGAUGGCAUCAAGGGCAAGAAGGUGGAAUUGUUGAUGGGACCCAGCGCGCUGAGCAACAAGACAUAUCAGUUCGACAAGGUCUUCUCGUCGGCUGCAGAUCAGGGAAUGAUCUUUGAGGAAGUCGUUUCACCGAUUUUGGACGAGGUAAGUGAUGAGAUGUAAAUUGAUCAAAUCCAUACUGACCGAGUCAGGUUCUCAACGGCUUCAAUUGCACCAUCUUUGCCUAUGGACAGACGGGUACAGGAAAGACGUACACGAUGUCUGGCGACAUUGCAGACAUUGUGCCGGUUCCUGAAGCCGCAGGAAUUGUUCCAAGAGUACUACACACCCUGUUCGCCCGACUCGGAGAGGACGGCCAAGAUAAGGCUGAGCAUAGUGUCAAGUGCUCCUUCAUUGAAUUGUACAACGAGGAGUUGCGAGACCUUCUUGCUGCUGACGAUAAUACAAAAUUGAAGAUCUAUGACGAAGCGAAUAAAAAUGGCCGAACCACCACUCUUGUUCAGGGAAUGGAGGAGAGCCACAUCAAGACUGCUUCCAAGGGCAUCCAGCUGCUGCGAAAUGGAAGCCAUAGACGACAAGUUGCUGCGACGAAGUGCAACGACCUUUCUUCCCGCUCACACACUGUCUUCACCAUCACGGUGUACAUGAAGCGCACUUCGGACACUGGUGAAGACUACGUCUCAGCGGGCAAGCUGAAUCUUGUGGACUUGGCUGGAUCUGAGAAUAUACAACGCUCCGGAGCAGAAAACAAGCGCGCUGCCGAAGCAGGCCUAAUCAACAAGUCGCUUCUCACACUUGGCCGCGUGAUCAAUGCCCUUGUCGACCGAGGCAGUCACAUUCCGUAUCGAGAAUCGAAGUUGACACGUCUGCUCCAGGACUCGCUCGGAGGACGGACAAAGACCUGCAUCAUCGCUACACUUUCUCCGGCAAAGAGUAAUCUGGAAGAGACAAUCAGCACCCUAGACUACGCGUUCCGAGCGAAGAAUAUCCGCAACAAGCCUCAAAUCAACCAGAUGGUGUCCAAGAAGACUCUCCUGAAAGAGUUCACCUCGGAGAUCGAGAAGCUCAAGUCAGAGCUGAUCGCAACGAGGCAGCGCAACGGUGUGUAUCUCACUUCGGAGACUUACGAGGAGAUUACCACUGAGUCGGAGUCACGCCGGAUCUUGAGUGAAGAACAGCGCGACAAAAUUGCAACCAUGGAAUCGAACCUGCGGAACAAGGUCCAGGAGCUCUUCGUUCUGACCAGUAACUUUCAUUCGCUCAAAAAGGACACUGAGAGCACUCGUGCCCAACUCGAGGGUACCCAGAGCGUUCUGGGCAAGACUGAAUUGGUCCUUGAGCACACUAAGCGAGCGUUGGCGGAAGAGACUCAUCUUCGCCAGGCCCACGAGGAGACUGAAGAAAAACUAGCUGAGCUCGGCGGAGAUCUUCUGGGUACAUUGGAGACGACAACUAACCACGUAGACAAAUUACAUUCGAAGCUCCGAAGGCGGUCAGACUUGCAAGACACAAACAGAAUGCGCUGGGCAGAUUCCCAGGCUCAAGUGACCAACACCACCGGGACCGUGGAGGACCGCAUCGAGGCUUUGCGAGCUCAGCAAGAGGGAUUGCUCUCCGCUCUCUCAGGCCGCAUGCAAUCGUUUGUUGCAGACGAGUUGAACGAGCUCAAGACUUCUCAGGAUUUCUUGAAGCUUAAGGCGGCGGCGUUCGAGGCUUCAGAAUCAGAGGUCAAUCAGCAAACCAGCAAAGCAAGAGAUGACAUGAACCAAGUGCUGCAAGAAAUCGGUGCGCUGCGCGAAGAUAUCAAGCACAAGGUAGGCGCCGGGCUGAACGACCUGUCUGGUGCCGCUCAACGGAUUAGUGCUGGCAUCGCCACGGAACUCGAUGCUUUCCAUGUGCAGCUACAGGACUCCUACGUCUCGCUUGGCCGCGACUUCAAGACCUUGUUCGAGGACCUCAUUCGUCGCUUGAACGAGCAACAAGCCGAGGCACAGAGACUCCGCCAGGAGAUUGCAGAAGCAAACAACACUUUCGUCGAAGCUGGCCAGUCGUCGCAGGCGCGGCUUAGAGAGGCAGUAGACAAGGAGCGGGAGAUUGCUACCAAGGAGCGUGAGACCCUAAUUACGCAAAUUACUUCCCUUGUAAACAACUCUGCUGCUGCCCAGGAAUCUCGUAUGGCCGGAUACCUUGAGAGCGCCAACAAGCGCAUUAAGACUUCUGAAGACGAGUAUCGAGUCGCUCAGCAGACGUACGGGGAUGGCAUGGACUGCUGGGCCGCCAAUGGCCAAGCUCUCGUCGACUCAUCUAUCAGAGCUCGAGAGACAAUUAAGAAUAAGCUCAAGGCUGACUGGACCAACGCGAAUGAGAGGUCCCUUAAGAUCACCGAAACGACGAACGCUGUGCACGGGGAGACUGUGCGAAUUGUCGAUGGACAGAUGGCUCAGAUGGAUAACCAGUUGGUUGCGCUGGACGAGAUCGUCUCCAGAGUCCGUGCCGAGAACGAAGGACACCACGCCGCGCACACUAGCAGUAUCGGGCAACUGGCGAAGAACGUCCAGGAGAGUUACCGCAACAUCGGAGACCACUUCGAGACUUCAUACAGCCGCACGCAAGCACUGGACGUUGACAUGCAAGAACGCACCGAUGCCAUCAGUCAAACUCUGCCAAGCAUGGAGGUGGACAGUCAUAUUCGACAGCCUCUACGCAUCCUGCGCGAAGAGUUGGGUGCGUCUCAGAUUGUGGAAUAUGCCGUCACCGGCGAGACACCAGCGAGGAUGCAGUACACAUAUCCCACCGUCUUGCCUAGAACUGAGAACCACCAGACGCUCUUAGAUCGUAUGCGCGGGACCGUGAAGCAGGAACCUUCGACCUCGCCAGCGAAGUCGCCUAAGAAGCGAUCAGCAGCGAAGUCGUCGCCUUCCAAGUCGAGGAGCAGCCCGACGAAAGCUCACUCGAGCCCGACUAAGACCAAUGUCUUCACGGACAUGCCUCCGGCACUGAUCUUGACUGCACCCGAGUCUACUCCAGUCACCCGUCCAGCAACCGCAAGUAGUCAGAACAGCAGUCUACGCGAGCUCGAUGUUAACGUGACUACAACAGGGCUUGCAACUGUCGCCACUAGCGAGCAGGGUGUUGAGAAGGGACCCGAAAGCUGCAAGGUGCCCGCUCCGUCCUUGAAGCGACAGAGAACUGACCCGCUGCCAUCAUCGCAGGUCGAUAGCAAGUUGCCGAUGAAGCGUAGCACGCGAAUGACCGUGGGAGGUCUUGUUGCGGAAGCCCAAGAGAAGGAGAACAUCAACCUGAGCUCUAGCGUUGGACCUGCUCCCGGCCGCCGGUUGCGAAGUCGAGGAAGUGACUGA